ACAAGCCUCAUAGCUGCCCGACAGAAAGCCAAUAUUCCCUAACUCUUAAAGAUUACUUUCGUAAGAAGGUAUAUAGAUAAGAGUGAGUAUUGAGUUGGAAAUAUCGUGGUGCUCAAGAUGACAUCAGUCCAAGGGCUGAAGUUCAAGCGGCGAUCACAGACAAUGGAGGAGAUCGACCUGGGAGAGAAGGGCGUGGUUGCGAACGGCUUCGAUCCUGCUGCGGGGGUGACCUACGCGUGGCGCAAUCUCAAUGUCUUCGCCCCGGGCAAAGGCUUCAUCAAGAAGUCGCCCAAGACUCAUAUCCUGAAGGACGUCUCAGGGAUGUGUGAGGGCGGGCAGCUGCUGGCUAUCAUGGGCUCGUCAGGAGCAGGGAAGACCACACUCCUCAACGUCCUCACCUUCAGGACGACGAAGCUGGAGGUCUCAGGCGACAUUCACAUCAACGGUAAGCCGGUGGACAUGCGUACUAUCGCUGGCGUCUCGGCGUACGUCCAACAGGAAGAUCUCUUUACUGGCGUCUUCACCGUUAAGGAGCAGCUCCACUUCAAUGCUCAACUGAGGAUUGGCAAGGAGGUCUCACAGAAGGAUAGGCUGCAACGCGUGAAAGAAGUCAUGAAGGAACUGGGCCUGAACAAGUGCGCCAACACGAGGAUCGGCAUCCCAGGACGCAUUAAGGGAAUCUCUGGCGGAGAGAAGAAAAGACUCGCCUUUGCCUGUGAGAUGAUCACCAACCCUCUCCUGCUGCUGUGUGACGAGCCCACCUCCGGCCUCGACUCCUUCAUGGCCCAGAGUGUGGUCGGGGCCAUGAAGCGGCUCACUAGCUUGGGCAAGACGGUCAUUGCCACCAUUCACCAGCCCAGCUCAGAGGUCUUCGCCCUCUUCGACCGCCUCCUGGUCAUGGCCGAGGGCCGAGUCGCCUUCUCCGGCACGGUCGACCAGGCCCACUCCUUCUUCACCAGGAUGGAGCGCCCUUGCCCUGAAAACUACAAUCCGGGAGACCAUUUCAUCUACGCCCUCGCUGUCCGGACAGGCAUUGAGGAGGAGUGCCGGCAGUUUAUCACUCACGUCUGCGACUCCUACAGAGACGGUGAAGGCCAGGAGAUGGAUGAGAAGAUCAAGGAGGUCUUAAAGGAACCUGUCCACGGAGACCCCUUGGCCCACAUCAAGUUACCCAAGAGCCCUUACCGUGCCUCCUGGGGCAACCAGUUCGCCGCUAUGAUGAGGAGAAGCUUCGUAGAACUCUCCAGAGACCUCACUCUAGUGAUUACUAAAAUCGCGCAGUCGUUGUUUUUCUCCAUCGUGUUCGGCUUGAUCUUCUUCGACCUGGACAAAGAUGGCAUUUCGCUCACAUCUGUACAGAACAUCAGCGGUGUUCUCUUCGUGUUCCUCACCAAUAUGACGUUCUCCAACAUGUUCCCCGUCGUUACGACCUUCUCCGGGGUAAUGCCGCUCUUCCUUCGGGAGCACUGGAACGGACUCUAUCGCACUGACAUCUUCUUCCUGACCAGGAACCUCGUUGAGCUGCCCAUAUUCAUCAUAAGCCCCGUCGGCUUCAUAUCUAUUGCUUACUAUAUGGUGGGACUCAGGGCUGAUGUUGAGAACUUCUUCACAACGAUGUUGAUCAUGGUUCUGGUGGCGAACGUAGCAAUUUCGUACGGUUACAUGAUCUCCUGUAUGGCCAAGAACUACCAGACGGCGCUUGUCCUCUCUACACCUCUCACCUUCCCUCUCUUGCUCUUCGGCGGGUUCUACAUGAAGCCAGGGACGGUUCCCGUGUACCUGGACUGGAUGAGUUACCUGUCCUGGUUCCAGUACAGUUACGAGGCCCUGAGCAUCAACCAGUGGAAGAACACGAUGUUCUGCACCAACGAGACCAUCAGUGGCAACUGCUCUUCUGAGUUUGAAAUAGGAUCCGAUAUCAUCGCCACACUCGGUUUUGAUGAGAAACAUUUCGGGAUGGACAUCGGUGCUCUAUGCGCCCUGUUUGUUGGGUAUCGCUUCCUGGCCUUCCUCCUCCUCCUCUCCAAGACUAUUCGGUAGAUCACUUGACCAAGGAACACCACAGUGUUACAGCUGCCGUUGAAGACACGCGACUUAUGUUUUGUUCACAUUGUUCGUUGAUAUUUGUGAACUUGUGUGAGGUCUUGAGCGUGAGUGAGAGAGUUAUGUCGGAUACUGAGAUUCAUUCAGUAACUCUUCAGAGAUAGUGUGAGAGAGAGAGAGAGAGAGAAAGAGAGAGAGAGAGAGAGAGAAGGAACGAUUCUGAGGUGAAUUUUUAUCGUAUUUAGAUAAAUUUUUUAACAUUUA
Messenger RNA from Procambarus clarkii (red swamp crayfish), 2307 nucleotides. Lineage: Eukaryota; Metazoa; Arthropoda; Malacostraca; Decapoda; Cambaridae. The record is from RefSeq and is a predicted model, not a curated record.